GUGCUGGCAGCGCACUUUCAGUUGGAUUCUGAACGAGGCAGCGACAACAACGGGACAAAAACAUUUGGAGCAGCCAACGGACACAGAGGACGCCAGCCCAGGAUGAUGAUGAGGAUGAUGAGUAUGAGUGGACAGAAGGAGUGCUAGCAAAACUAGCUCAGUGUAGUGUGUAUGUGUGUGUGUGUGUGCUUGUGUGCGUGAGUGUGCGUGCAACAUACAUGCAUACAUACUAAACCCAGCCAGUCAGCUAGCUGGAUUUGUUGUGCUCUGUCAAUGUAUUUGUGCUGUUGACUGCGACUCCGACUGCGACCCGUUGUGCAAAAGUGUGGAAAAGUGUGCGCGUGUAUAACUGUGACCGCGUGUACGUGUGUGUGUGUGUGUAUGUAUGUAUGUGUGUGUGCCAUGCAUCAUUUCUGUCUUCCUCGGCGAGUCAUGCAUGAAAGCUAAGCUAAGCUAAGACUGCCCCACCAUCCAACACCAGUAGCACCACCAUCAGCAAUUUGUGUGAGGCCUGAGCCUCGAGUUUUGAUUUGAGGCUGCUUGACGCACAGCUUGAGCCAGCGGCCACAUCCGUCGCCCUGGCGUCGUUUUGUGAGCGCGGCUUAAUGCCGGACUCGAUGAUGGAUAUGGAGCAUCGGGAUCAUCAGCUGCAUCGACAUCAGCAGCCGCAGCGUAUCGUUGCCACAACAAGCACAAGCACAUUUGCACCACCGGCGCCAGCGCCAACAUCAACAUCAGCCGUAGCAAGUAAUGAGCACAGGGAUCGGGAUAGGGACCAUCAGCUGCCCAUAACGGGUACGCCUAGCAUGCAACAUCACCAACUCCAGCCGCAGCAGCAGCAGCAGCAACCCGUCAUGCAACAGCAACAGCAACAGCAGCAGCAACCCGUGAUGCAACAACAACAACAGCAGCCGCCACCUCCGCAGCUAAGAGAACGUGAAAAUCACCACCAGCAGCCGCAGCAGCAGCAGCAACAGCAACAGCAGCAGCAGUUGCCCCUGCCACACAGUCAUCAUGCACUUAUGCAGCAGUCGCAUCAGCAGCAGGCGAUACACAGAGCCGAGCAGCGACGAGAUACACAAGCAAAACAUUCACAUGGAUUUCUCUAUUCGGACGAGGAAAUCAGCGACAAAGCUUCAACAUGCGGCAAGUUACUGAUAUUUUUAUCCGUGGCACUUGUGAUAAUGACGCUGCCCUUCAGUCUCUUCGUCUGCUUCAAGGUGGUGCAGGAGUACGAGCGCGCAGUUAUCUUUCGUUUGGGUCGCCUUAUGCAGGGUGGUGCAAAGGGUCCAGGCAUCUUUUUCAUCCUGCCUUGCAUUGACUCGUAUGCACGAGUGGAUCUGCGUACUCGCACCUACGAUGUGCCGCCGCAGGAGGUGCUCACAAAGGAUAGCGUUACGGUUUCGGUGGAUGCAGUGGUUUACUAUCGGGUAUCAAAUGCAACCGUCUCUAUAGCGAACGUGGAGAAUGCUCACCAUUCGACCAGACUACUGGCACAGACUACUCUACGAAACACAAUGGGAACUCGGCAUUUGCAUGAGAUACUCAGCGAGCGUAUGACGAUUUCCGGCACCAUGCAGGUUCAGCUCGACGAAGCCACCGAUGCUUGGGGCAUCAAAGUUGAACGUGUUGAAAUCAAGGAUGUGCGUCUGCCGGUGCAACUGCAACGUGCGAUGGCCGCUGAAGCGGAGGCAGCUCGCGAGGCACGCGCCAAAGUUAUUGCCGCCGAGGGCGAGCAGAAGGCGUCCCGAGCACUCCGCGAGGCAUCCGAGGUGAUUGGCGAUUCACCGGCAGCACUGCAGCUGCGCUACCUGCAGACACUCAACACCAUAUCCGCUGAGAAGAACUCGACGAUUGUAUUCCCGCUGCCCAUCGAUUUGAUAACGUAUUUCCUGAAAACAUCCGAGGCAACCACGCAACAGAAUGCGGCAGCUGCGGCAGCGGCCCAACAGCAGAUGCAAAUGCAGCAGCAGCAAAUGCAGAUGCAGCAGCAGCAAUUCCAGCAACAACAAGCUCAGCUGCCACUGCAAAUACAGCAGCAACCGCAACAACUGCAACUGCAACAGCCGCUGGCGCUGACGCCCCAGCAACAACAGCCACCAACAGUGCCGCAGCAACAACAACAAUACCAGCAGACGCAACAAAUCUCAUCAGCCAUGUAAAAUGGUUAAAUAAUUAUGGUUUCGGCAUUGCCGAAUAUUGAAUGCACUUCACAGAAACAGAUAGAAGAAAAUAAAUAAUAAAAACUCAAAAAAGGAGCGCGCAACUUAAAGCUGCAACACUGCCAUGUUGUUUAACAUAGCCUUAACAUACUGUCAAGCAGCAGUACAUUAGGGGUGCUCAGGAUUUCGUGCAGCGCAUUCGACACCCACACGUACACGCACACAAACAGACACACCCACACACACAUAAAGAACACAAUGACCAGCAAUUUUAGAUAUAGACACCAAUAAGUGCGAUUCGUAUCCGGUUCCAAAUCUUGGAAUUUUCGCGAUAUAACGUCCUUAUAUAACAAACAACAACAAAAAAAAGUUAUCACAUACAUAAAAAAUACACAUUUCCGGGUACAUGUUGAAAUGCCAGUGAAAAAUUCUAAAACCAACCAGUUUUGAAGAUAUCAAAAUGGAUUGGAUGAUAGCUUUUGUCUGUCUUUCUAUCAGCCAAUGCAACUUGAGAUAAUCGAAAAUGGUUGGUUUGGUUUUGAAUUUUUGUAAAUCUGCUGUUUAGCAUGACUCGAAGUUGAUGUUUAGAAGUGCUUAUGGUAAAUGUUAUAUUAACACUUAUUAAAACUUAAAUCUAUAUAUAUAUAUACACACAAAUACACUUACACUUACACUACACUACACUACACCUACACAUAAAUGUACCGAUUGUGAUAAAAAACAAUUUGUACCGUUAUUUGAAACCCUGAAUUUGCGAAAAAUCUUUAUGGACAAAGAUUUAAAUACAUUUAAAUACUCAGAAAUUUACUUGAUCGUAUAGAGAUUAACAUAUAAAAUAACUUUAUCUUAAUUUAAUUAAAAAAGUCGCAUGCACCUAUGUAUCAGCGGCCAAUUCAGAGGGAAUUGGCGUUCUACUCAGUUCAUACUCAGUACUAUAUAUCUACAUGGAUAAUACAGUCUGUGGAUAUUGCCAGCCGUUGGUGGCAACAGCAAAACUCAGAUAGCUGCAAAGCCCAAGACUUUUAUGUAACCGAAUCAAGGUGGUAAAGAAAAGACCGAACUGCUUACCCAUUACUCAGAUAGAACUCUAUAUAUACUCUAUAUAGUGCUAUUAUAGUAUUGAUACAUAUAUAGUACACAUAUUCUUGCAUGUGAGUUUGGUUUCACGGGAUGCAGAAGCCAGUUAGUUGGAUAAUAUUCCGUCGCUAUUGGCUUUUAUCAACAUCGCAUUCGGCGAAAUACACAAUUGCAAUUGCGUAGAUAGCAUCUUUUGGGGAUGUCUCUUCUCAAUUGGCAGUUGGCUCAAAACACAUGUAAAUACAAUUUUAAAAUGAUUCAUAAAACAAUUUCAAUAAAUAAAUAUGUCAGCUUACAGGUUUAAAACAUUGAUUAAAAAAUAAUAGAAAAAUUAUAUACAUACAAAUAAAAAAAGAGCAAUACGUAUUAAGGUAUUGUAAUUUUUGCCUUUGAAAAAUUUUUAAAUGAAACGAUUUCAAUAUUACUUAUAUACUUAUAUAUAUAUAUUAGAAACAAAAAAAGUACAAUAAAAACGCAACUUUUUUGGUAUCCAAAAAAGAGUAAAACCCAAAGA
This is a messenger RNA of Drosophila grimshawi, 3753 nucleotides long. Its product is annotated as band 7 protein AGAP004871. Lineage: Eukaryota; Metazoa; Arthropoda; Insecta; Diptera; Drosophilidae. The transcript has 9 exons. The coding region runs from base 606 to 2162 and encodes 518 amino acids. Gene Ontology annotation, cellular component: plasma membrane. The record is from RefSeq and is a predicted model, not a curated record.